GUUGCAGAGGCGCAUUUGUGUGAGCGGCCGUAGUGCGGGACGAAGGAGCGCAGCACAAGGGAGUGGAUUACUACUGCUUUAUAACUGAGGACCAUUGGGCUGAUUGGAGCAUUUUACAAGAGCUUUACCAUUCAUUUAGCCUAUUCUUUCGUUAAAGAGAACAAACAAAAGGAUUAAGAAAAGCUGAGCAAAGUCUAAUUGACCAUGGGAGUUCUAGAGACACAUCUCAUCAUUGGGAUUGUCUUACUAGGAGUAUUCUCAGAUGUUUCAAAACCAUGGCCAGUUAUUAAUUCAGAUAAAAAUGAAUUUAUACUGAACCCUCACUCUGAGUUCAACAUCACAUGUUUUGGAGAUCAGAGAGUUACGUGGGAUAAGCCAUUACCGAACAAUAUCAAUGUGUAUUCUGGAUUUAAUCACAGUACUUUGGCGAUUACUGAUGCCAUGAUCCAUAAUACACGUUACUACACCUGCUUGUAUGAGGAUGAUCCUGAUAACUCCUGGAUUGAUAUCUACAUUAAUGUUCCAGAUCCUGAGGUGCCAUUCGUGAAUGAUCCUGUAGUAGAAACAUAUGCCGACAUGGUUAGAAUCCCCUGUCGUGCUACAAAUCCACAUUCUCAAGUGAUUCUCAGAAACCUGCAGAAUGGGGAUGAGCUUUCUCUUUUAUAUGACCACAAAUAUGGUUUUGUUGGUACAUUAUCAGAAGGUCACUACGUCUGUGAGACAAGAGUGAACGGAAAAGCAAUGCAGAGCAUCGUUUAUAAUGUGACAAAUGAGAUGGAUGAUAGAAAUACACAUCAGAACCUGACCACAGAUGUGGAUGAACAAAAGGACUUCAGCAUAGAGCUGAGAGCCACUAUGGAGGUUUUAAAAGAGGGGGAUGCUUUCAAUCUCACCUGUGAAACUCCACCUGGACAUUCUUUCCUCCAGCAAUGGCUGCAUCCCCUAAAACAGGCUAGAGAGGCUAUUCCAAUGAAGUUAACUUUCCCAGACAAGGUUCAGUACAUCCUCAGCAUCCCAAAAGCCUCUGUUGUAGAUUCUGGACGCUAUGAGUGUGCUGUAACUGACCAACUCAGUGGACAUAACAAGUCCAUAACCCUGGGUAUCACAGUCCUCGAGAGCUCUUUUGUGGAAGUAGUAUCCAAUGGUAUUGGGCCAGUGGAGAAAGUAUCUCUUCUGGAGGACAAAGAGUUCACCAUUUACAUUGACUCUGACCCUGAACCAAAGGUCAGGUGGUUCAAAGAUGGCAUUUCAUUGGAUGACAGCUUCAUCUCCACCAAGACCACUCAUCUGCAAGACCUCAGGUAUGAGAGUAUUUUUGUUCUCCGCCACCCCAUUGAGGAGGACAGUGGCACCUAUGAGAUUGUUGCAUCUGUUGGCUCCAGGAGUUCAAGAUUUUCAUUCAAAAUCUUGGUUGAAGCCAUGUACCACUUGUCACCACUGAUGGUGCUGGCUCCAGUGAUGUGGCCCCAGAUGGACAGCAUGGAAGUGUCUCUUCACUCCACUUUCCGACUCACAUGUCGGGGUCAGGCAGAACUCUCCUGGCAUAGCCCUAUUUAUCUCCAAGAUCAGACCAACACUGAAAAGAAAGGACUCUUCAUAUCCACUGUGACUGUAAACAAUGCAACAGCCGCCCACACUGGAGAGUAUAUCUGCAACUACGAGGCCAGCAAUAACACUCAGGAGAGCACCAUCUACAUAUAUGUACCAGAUCCAAAUACACCGUUUGCACCAUCCAUGAGUCCCUUUGAGAACCAUGUGCUGUUGAAUCAUGAGGAAAUGGAAAUUCCAUGCCGUGUGACAGACCCCAGCACCAGCGUCUCUUUGGUUCACGUUGAGACCGAUCGGGUUUUGCCCAGCAUCUAUGACAGCAAGAAAGGUUUUGUUGGCCUCUUCAAUGCUGGGACAUACAUCUGCAAAGCCCUCAUUCAUGGACAGGAGCACUAUAGUAUAGAAUACAUUGUUCAUGGCUGGACAGGAGGCUCUGAGCUGAGAGUUGAGCUACGGGCAGAGAAGAGGGCUCUGCUGGUGGGUGAGACCAUCACUGUGGACUGUGUGGCCAGAGGCAGUGAGAUGCUGGAGGACCACUGGAAGUACCCUGGAAAACUGAGGAAUCAAGGAGUAAAAACAGUAAAGGAGAAUAAGAGAGACAUGGAGAUCUAUUAUACCCUCACAGUGUCUAAUGCCUCACCAAAAGACAGUGGAAUCUACGCCUGCUCCAUCACUGACAUUAUGAGCAACGAGAGCCAAACCAAACAGCUCACUAUUACAGUCUAUGAUCAGGAGUUUGUCCACUUGAAUCCAGUGUUUGGUGCAAUGGAGACUGCUAUCCUGGAUGAGGUGCGAGAGUUCAAGGUGGACAUUGAGUCAUUUCCCGCCCCAAAAGUGACAUGGUUAAAGGACGGCUCCAUUCUUGGAGACGUCGCUGCAGAAAUAAGCACCAACCUCCUGAAAAUCAGUGAGACCAGUUACCAGGGUGUGUUGACCCUGAUCAGGGCUAAAGCAGAGGACAGUGGGAACUAUACCGUCAGAGCAGAAAUAGAUGAUCUGACUACCAGCAACAGUUUCUACCUUCGGGUUAAAGUUCCGCCUGUGAUUGUGGAUCUGAUGGAUCUCCACCAUGGUUCUGCUGCAGGACAGGCAGUGGUUUGUACUGCUGCGGGUUCCCCCAUCCCUGACGUGGAGUGGUAUAUUUGCAAAAACAUUCAACACUGUGCCAACGAUUCCUCCCAGUGGUUGCCUCUUCAGACCAACUCUACAGACAUCUCGGUGGAAUUGCACUUCAAUAAGGACAACCACAUUGAGAGUCAGGUUGUCUUCGGCCAUCUUGAAAGCACGAUUGUUGUACGCUGUCUGGCCAGGAAUGACAUGGGCAUUGUUUCACGGGAAGUUAAACUAGUGUCAAAUGGUCCUCUUUCGGAGCUCACUGUGGCUGCUGCUGUUCUGGUGCUGCUGGUCAUUGUCAUCAUCUCACUCAUUGUGCUGGUCAUUAUCUGGAAACAGAAACCACGUUAUGAGAUCAGAUGGCGUGUUAUAGAGUCGGUCAGUCCUGACGGUCAUGAGUACAUCUAUGUGGAUCCCAUGCAGCUUCCAUAUGACACCCGCUGGGAGUUCUCCCGGGAUGGCCUUGUUCUCGGUCGUAUCCUGGGCUCUGGAGCAUUUGGGAAGGUGGUGGAGGGCACAGCUUAUGGAUUGAGUCGUUCUCAGCCAGUUAUGAAAGUAGCCGUGAAAAUGCUUAAACCAACAGCACGCUCCAGUGAGAAACAGGCUUUGAUGUCGGAACUGAAAAUUAUGACUCACCUGGGCCCUCACCUGAACAUUGUCAACCUGCUGGGAGCAUGCACCAAGUCAGGACCAAUCUACAUUAUCACAGAGUAUUGUUUUUAUGGAGACCUGGUGAACUACCUGCAAAAGAAUAGAGAUGGGUUUCUCAGCCACCACACAGAAAAGGACAAAAAAGAUCUUGACAUCUUUGGUAUCAACCCAGCCGAUGAGAGCAGCAGGAGCUACGUCAUCUUGUCGUUCGAGGGGAAAGGCGAUUAUAUGGACAUGAAGCAGGUGGACACCAUGCAGUAUGUCCCCAUGCUGGAAAUGAGUGAAGCUUCAAAAUAUUCUCCCAUCCAGAGAUCAGACUAUGAUCACCCUCCCUCUCACAGACCGUUCAACGAGAGUGCAGUUGAUAGUCUUCUCUUAGAUGACACCAAUGAAGGUCUGACAACAAUGGACCUCCUCAGUUUUACUUAUCAGGUGGCUCGAGGGAUGGAGUUCUUGGCCUCUAAGAAUUGUGUACACAGAGACUUGGCUGCACGCAAUGUCCUGCUGUCUCAAGGCAAGAUAGUGAAGAUAUGCGACUUUGGGCUGGCCAGAGACAUCAUGCAUGAUAACAACUAUGUCUCCAAAGGAAGUACCUUCCUUCCAGUGAAGUGGAUGGCUCCCGAGAGUAUUUUUGAUAACCUGUACACUACACUUAGUGAUGUCUGGUCUUAUGGUAUCUUACUAUGGGAGAUCUUCUCUCUUGGUGGGACUCCUUAUCCCGGUAUGGUUGUGGAUUCCAGCUUCUACAACAAGAUUAAGAGUGGAUACCGAAUGGCGCAACCCGAGCAUGCUUCCAGUAAUGUCUAUGAGCUUAUGAUAAAAUGCUGGAACAGUGAACCAGAGAAGAGACCGUCCUUCCACAGCAUGAGUGAGACAGUUGCCUCCUUGCUGCCCUCAGGAUAUAAGAGAAGCUACGAACGCGUGAAUCAUGACUUCCUGAAGAGCGACCACCCUGCUGUGACCCGAGUGCAGUGCCUUGACAAUGAUGAUGCGUACCUUGGUGUGCUCUACAAGAACCAGGGCAAAUUGAAGGAUCGCGAGAGUGGGUUUGAUGAACAGAGGCUCAGCUCUGACAGUGGCUACAUCAUUCCUCUGCCAGACCUCGACCCAUUGUCAAAUGAAGACUACAGCAAGAGGAACCGCCACAGCUCUCAGACAUCAGAUGAAAGCGCUAUUGACACGGGCUCUAGCAGCUCCAUGAACAAGCGUGAGGGAGAGACCCUGGAGGACAUCACCCUGCUGGAUGAGAUGUGCUUGGACUCAGGAGACCUGGUGGAGGACAGUUUCCUGUGAGAAAAAAAUGCAACAAGAGGGACACCCACAGACAAUAAUUGCAUUCUCCAGCUGCCUCCUAUUCAUUCCAAGUUGACUGAUCUCUCUCUGCAAUUUUCCCUCUAUUUUUCCUCAUCCCACUCUCUUGGAGCUUCCAGAAGAAAAAUACACUUUAAUGUGUGAAUGUCAUUGAGCAUGUCUAGGUUUUAUGGAUUGGACAUCGCUCUCCAAAGGUCUGGAGGAAUUAGAAGUGUAGCACAGGACGUUGCGAGUACUCUAGAUGGGGCUCAGUGACUCUUAUGGAGGGGGAGUGUGGGAGAUAUUUGAUUCUGCCUAUCACUCCUGUGUUUGUUACAUGUUUUGUGUGCAUGAUGGGUUUGUUUGGAACUUUAUUUUGACGGGCAUUCCGAUUAGCAAUAUCAACAAGAUCAUAUCAAAGACUUGAGUUCACAACUUCUACCUUCCAACGGUGUCCAUUUGCGCUUCAAAGAACCACUAUAUACAUUUAAAAACUGUGUCAACCUGGACUUUAUUUUGGAUCAGGCCUGUUUUUCCCUCACUCCCACAAUUUUACAGGAUUCAUCCUAUGUAACUUGAGGAGCAUCCUCUGAAAAGCACAAACCCUGAACUACAUAUAGAUUUUAUGUAACUAAUCAUAUAUCAUCAAUGUCUUAUUACGUGCAGCAGUUUGAAUUAUAUUUUUUUACUCUUUAGAAUAAAUAUGUGUAUUUUGUGAAUAUUGGGUUGGGGAGGGACAAAUUGUGUUGUUCUAAAUGAAGAAAAUGGUGAUUUUUGAGUCACAUUACAGUAGAUGCUGAUACAAUGCCAUUUAAGACAUCAUUAUAUCUGGCCAAAGUUUUUACCUGACUGUCCAUAGGGUAUAAAGCAGAGAACUUUCAGAUUUAAUAGCUAUUGUGUCAGUCUGAGGCAUUACUGAUAAUCAAAGCUUUGCCAGUAACAUUUGUAAACAUCAAUAAUUUAUCUGUGAAAAUCCUAGUGACUCCAGUAAGCAAGAGGUCUAGAGGGGAUAGUUCACCCAAAAAAGAAAAUUCUCUCAUCAUUUACUCACCCUCAUGUUAUCCCAAAUGUGUAUGACUUUCUUUCUUCUGCAGAACACAAACAAAUAUUUUUAGAAGAAUAUUUCAGCUCUUGGGUCCUCAAAAUGCAACUGAAUGGGUACCAAAAGUUCCAAAACAGACAAGGCAUCAUACAAAUAAUCCAUAUGACUCCAGUGGUUAAAUAUAUCUUUAGAAGUGAUAGGUGUUGUUUACAAACAUAUAAAUAUUUAAGUCCUUUUUUACUAUAAAUUCUCCCCCCUGCCCAGUAGGUGGCAAUAUAAGAAGAAAAAGGUGAGAGUGGAGAUUGGUUUUAAAAAAGAUCUAAAAUAUUUAUCUUAUUUUUGCAUGAACUAUCCCUUUAAUCAAAUGGAUAGAAUAAGCUGGAACAAUGUUUUUUAGUAUAAUGUUGGUUAACAUGUAUUUGUUGAUGUUUUUAAAUCGUUGAUCCAAAUGAAAUGGCUUAUUGCAUGGCUUAGAUAAUGAAUUGUCAUGUCAUUUUUGUGCUCUUGUCUAGUUUUCCAAACUUACUGCAGUAAUGCUGAUAAUUAAUUCCUUUAAACACACAAAAGAGGUAAGACAUUUUGUGAUUCAGUGAAAUAAAUUGCAGACUAGAAUGAUAUUGGCUUAAUUAAUAUAAUAUAGUUUAUGUUGUUAUACUGUAUAUGCUCAUGUUUGAAUGUCGGUACCUUUUUCUGCUUUCCCAGAGCCUUUUGAGUGGAUCUUACACAAGCAUUUAGUCAACUGCAAAUCAUGUCCUGGCAGAAGUGCCAACUCGCAGCUUUUUUAGAUUUAUGUUUCCCCUAAAGCAAAGUAAAUGAAAUUUGUAUUGUAAAUUUACAUUGAUAUUUACAGUCUACACAAGUCUACAUUUCAGCUAAAUCCUGUAGUCUUGAAGUAUCUUAGAAACACGUCAUUUAGAUUUGUUUUUGUUUGAUGUUAUACAUCACUGUUCAUUGUAAAUGUGUAUCAUUGUAUAUCAGGACUUAUCAGCAUAUCACUGCCUGCCCAACCGUCUUCUGUGGUCUGUUCCACUGGAAUGGCAAGAGGGGGAAAAAGCUGUUGCACUUUUAAAAAAUGUUUUUUAGAAUAUUGUAUUCUUGCAUUUCUUUGUUCUGCUUUUUUUAAUGUGUGUAGACUUUCCAAAUUUGUUCUGAUAAAAAAAGGUAAACUGUGUAUUUCUAAAGAAACAGUAGAGUAAAUGUUUUUGUUGCGCAAGGAGGGAAAAACAGGUAUGAAAUAUAUUCGAUGGUACAUUGUGUAUUUCUAGGUAGUUAUUCUAUUUUACAACUGUUAUCCUUUUGCAAUAAUAUGCAUUAAGACUAUGUACAUUAAGAAGAUUGAUAUUUCAAUAAAUGAGAUUUA
This is a messenger RNA of Xyrauchen texanus (razorback sucker), 7004 nucleotides long. RefSeq names its product platelet-derived growth factor receptor alpha-like. Gene Ontology annotation, molecular function: platelet-derived growth factor alpha-receptor activity; ATP binding; platelet-derived growth factor binding. The record is from RefSeq and is a predicted model, not a curated record. Gene Ontology annotation, biological process: multicellular organism development; positive regulation of kinase activity; protein phosphorylation. The transcript is spliced from 29 exons. The coding region runs from base 205 to 4605 and encodes 1466 amino acids. Gene Ontology annotation, cellular component: signaling receptor complex. NCBI's taxonomy places the organism in Eukaryota, Metazoa, Chordata, Actinopteri, Cypriniformes, Catostomidae.